Messenger RNA from Cutaneotrichosporon oleaginosum, 2557 nucleotides. RefSeq lists its product as uncharacterized. Gene Ontology annotation, molecular function: copper ion binding; ferroxidase activity. Gene Ontology annotation, cellular component: high-affinity iron permease complex. Gene Ontology annotation, biological process: reductive iron assimilation; cellular response to iron ion starvation. The record is from RefSeq and is a predicted model, not a curated record. Lineage: Eukaryota; Fungi; Basidiomycota; Tremellomycetes; Trichosporonales; Trichosporonaceae.
CCUCCUUCACGACAGCAGCCACAACGACGGCAGAGCUUGCUGGCUGCACUUCCCCUGUACUAAAAAAAGUCUCAGAAGGCUUGGCCUCCCUGUUAUCUGGCCACUGCCCCCGCUCCCAUCCUCGCGGCUUUUAAGUUUCAGAACCUCCCCACCCUCGACCGCCCGUUUUCCCACUUCUUGUCUUCUCUCAUCUCACUCUUCUUCCACACAACUUCCACUUCUCCCGGCCCCCUUCCAACAGGCUUGGUCUCGCUUUGCUGCAUACGCGCGACCAGAACUCGUGUACAAAACAGCCGCGAGUGACUCGCCGCCGUCCGCUUUCGUCCGCAUCCGGUCACCCGCCGUCCUCCCGCAACAGCCUCACCUCCACAUUCCCAUCUUUCCGAUGGUUUCCGCCCUCCUCGCAGCUCUGCCGCUCCUGUCGGUGGCCCAGGCCGCCGUCAUCGAGCACUGGUGGAAUAUCUCGUACACUACUGCCAACCCCGAUGGACGCUUUGAGCGCCGUGUAAUCGGUGUCAACGGCACCUGGCCGCCACCCGUUCUCGAGGCUACGCAGGGUGACACUCAUCUUAUCCACGCCUACAAUGGCAUGGGCGACGACAAGAUUCCCACUUCUCUCCACGCUCACGGCAUGAUGUUCAACGGCACAAAUUACUGGGACGGCGCUACCGGAGUCACUCAGUGCGGUAUUCCCAACGGCGAGACUCUCGACUACUACAUCGACACUUCGCUCAAUCACGGCACUUACUGGGUCCACGGUCACUUUGAUGGCCAGUACGUUGACGGCCUCCGCACUUUGUCGAUCAUUCACCCGAAGGAGAACCGUACAGACAACCUCACAUGGGACGACGAGUACACCAUCAUCGUCUCCGACUGGUACCACAAGCAGCAUCACGACAUGAAGGUUAACGAGUUCCUGACCUGGACCAACCCCACCGGCGCGGAGCCUAUUCCCAAGUCUGCCGUAAUCUACGUUGUGCACAACGGCCAGUACGUCGGCAACAUUGCCAACGGCGAGGGUGUCAGUGCCGACUUCAAAAACAACGCCAAGAUCAACUUCCAGCCAGGCAAGAAGUACCGCCUCCGCUUUGUGAACAUGGCGGCGCUUUCCAUGUUCCACAUCGGCAUCGGCGGUCACAAGUGGUCGGUCAUCGAGACGGAUGGUGUUGAGACCGAGCCGUACCAGCUCGACCUCAUCACCGUCUCGGUUGCGCAACGUUUCUCGAUGUACGUCGAGGCCAACAACCAGACCGCCGAGAACUUCGCCUUGAACAUCAUGCAGUCGCCCGACAUGUACGAUGCCGAGCCGGAGGACCUCCCCAACGACCCCAUCAACCUCAACGUCAACAACACUGUGCAGAUUGUCUACAACGAGAGCGCCGCCGCCGCUGAGAUCAUGACUUACGACACGUUUGACCCUCCCAUCGACGACACUUGGUUCAAGCCGCUGGUCAAGGAGGUCAUGGCUCCUGCCGACGUUGAGUACACCGUCCACGCCAACUUCGACACGUACGACGACGGCACUAACCGCGCCUCUUUCACUCUCGAGGGUGGCUUCCAGAACACGACGUACAUCUCUCCUACUGUGCCUUCCAUUUUCUCUGCCAUGACCAUGGGCGAGGACGCCAAUAAACCCGCCAUCUACGGCGCCCAGACUGCCGCCGUCACCCUCCAGCACAUGCAGAACAUCCAGCUUAAUGUCCACAACUGGGACGCUGGUUUCCACCCCUUCCAUCUCCACGGGCACGUCUUCCAGGUCGUCUACAAGUCUUUCGAUGUCACCUCGAACGACACUGAGACCAACCCUGCCUUUGUUCAGUCGCAGGACAACCCGGCCCGCCGUGACACCAUCACCAUCCCUCCAGGUGGCAUGGUCUCGCUCCGCUUCCGCGCCGAUAACCCGGGUGCCUGGUUCUUCCACUGCCACAUUGACUGGCACUUGACUUCAGGCCUUGCCAUGGUCUUUGUCGAGGCGCCCGAUGUUAUGCAGCAGACCCUCCAGAUUCCUCAGCAGAUGAAGGACCACUGCGCCAAGCUCGGCGUUCCAACGGAGGGCAAUGUCGUCGGCAAGUUCUCCACCACCGACUUCAAGGGUCAGCCAUGGGGUCCCUUCCCGCUUGUCAUGGGCUGGACGCCCAAGGCCAUCGGCGCAAUGGCCGGCUGUAUCAUCACAUUCCUUGUCGGGUUUGCCACCAUUGUCUGGUACGGCACCGGCGAGCUCAACGAGGAGGACCUCGAAGAGGAAGUCCGCCGUCACAUCGAGGCCAAGGCCAACAAGAAGCCUCUAUGGAAGAAGGUUGCCCGCCGUUCGUAACUCUCAUACCCAUAAUAUCAUUAUUAGCUAGCAUGUACGCUUCGAUCUGGAGAAGUCUGCGUCGGAGAGCGUUGUCAUUUCGGUGCCCAUGAGAGAUGAGAUCGGUUCUUUGAGUCGAGAAAUUCUGAUAUUCUCCCAGCGUCUGAACUUGGAAGCUGAAAGUGGUAGGCAGAGUGUCUGUGCUGCUGUAGAAUUGGCAUGCACACUCCCUAUGCCAGUGUAUGCAGCUCGGCGCCGCAUCGG